Molecule: messenger RNA, 1261 nt
Organism: Clupea harengus (Atlantic herring)
Lineage: Eukaryota; Metazoa; Chordata; Actinopteri; Clupeiformes; Clupeidae
Product: ADP-ribosyl cyclase/cyclic ADP-ribose hydrolase 1
Exons: 9
Coding region: 1-834 (277 amino acids)
Biological process (GO): positive regulation of B cell proliferation
Cellular component (GO): plasma membrane
Molecular function (GO): NAD+ nucleosidase activity, cyclic ADP-ribose generating; phosphorus-oxygen lyase activity
Source: RefSeq, a predicted model, not a curated record
AUGACAUUAGGACUAGUCAUUGUACUUUUCCUCUUGGGGGAACUGAAUGCAGAGUUGGGCACCACACCCAACUUGAAGCACAUUGUCAUUGGACGGUGCUACAAUUAUAUUACUUUAAUCAGUCCCAGUUCCAGAUAUAACUGUGAGGGAAUCUGGAGAGAGUUUGAAGAGGCAGUGGUGAGAAGAACGCCCUGUAGUGUGCGUGUAAAAGACUACAAACGCAUGUUCCAAGCAACUCCACAAACGCUGCCUUGUGACAAGCUGCUGUUCUGGAGUAAGACGCACGAUCUGGUACACAGCUACUCUGCUGCAACACGUCGUUUCUGGACCUUGGAGGACACUCUGGUGGGUUACAUGUUCAAUGACCUCAUCUGGUGUGGGAUGGAGGAGAGAGAUAGAGGAUUCAAUUUCAGUGCCUGUCCUGAAUGGUCUGAAUGUGUGAACCAUCCAGUUUAUUCUCUCUGGAAAAAGGCAUCACAAAACUUUGCAGAAGCUGCUUGUGGCAACAUCACUGUAAUACUCAAUGGAUCCCUUAAAGAUGCAUUCAACAGGAAAAGCAUGUUUGGGGGUGUGGAACUCGACAGUCUGAACCCCAGAAUGGUGACUCAUGUGAACAUCAAGGUGGUGACCAACCUAGAGGGACCAUACAUAGAGUCUUGCACACAGGGAUCCAUUGUGGAUCUGAUCAAAAUCCUCCACACCAGAGGCUUCCAUUGGACCUGUACAGACAAUGACCUGACUCUAAUGAUUCUCCAAUGUAUGAAGAACCCCAAACAAUACUCCUGCCUCACCUGUUCAGACAGCCUCUUGAACAGGAAGAGGCCAGUUCUGUGAUAUUCCACAGCAAUGAAAAUGAGUCAAAUACAUGUCACAGCUACACAUUAGUUGGGUAUAAUAAAAUUAUAAAUAAAUGAAUUGAUCGAUUGAGGAUCUUUGUUUAUAGUUGCCUUGACUCAGAAGACCUGCAUUAACUUGACUGGUAUUGAAACAUUGAAAAAAUAUUGACGAUUAAGUUUGAAUCACCUAUUGAGAAUGCAAGGGAAAGCACUGGUUUAGGACAUGUUUAUGCUGUGUGGAUGUCAGUUUAAAAGUCCAUCUUGGGCAUUGACAGGUAUAUAUGGGGUGCUUCGCCUGUAAUGGUAGAGAUUGUGUAUAUGUUUUUAUGCAUGCAUAGUGCACACAAACAGAAAGACGCACAUAAACACUCAGUUCAUUUACUUACUUGAAAUGCAUUACAUCAAUUUGCAUGUGUUGUUGUGAA